AGAAUUUAUUUCCCUAAAAUUUUGAGGUUUUUUGAUAUACCAACCAGUUCAAUCUUAUAUCUCUAUUCUUUACUUUAAUGAUAAACAAUCAUUAAUGUAGCGUGUAACAUUAUUUAAAUUAUAGGUAUGAUUGGGUCAUGUAGUUAGUUAAAGACUGUAUAUUGAUAAUAAUAACAAUGCGAUUAAAAAAGGCUGUGGUUGUCUUUGGCUCUCUAAUAUUGACAGCAGUGUUAUUAAUGAUAAUAUCUGCAAAUUAUUUGUCUAUGUUUCCCAAUAAAAAAUCAACAAUUGUUGAAGAUUUUGCUGAGAACAAAUGGUUACACUUUGAAUCUAAAAUGAAACAAUUGGAAGAAGACCUGCAUAAACACCAUGACGCAGUUGACGAAAUGAAAGAAAUGAUGAAAAAUUUGAUGCAGACCAAUACAACUGUUUAUCCAUUAAAACAAAUAGUGCCUUUUAAUAGAUCUCGAAAAGAAGUUGUAGAAUCUGAAUUUAUAUUUGACAAAACUUGUUCUUUUAAAAUUGAUAUGGUACCCCAAAUGGAUAUACAGAUGUUAGAUGUAUAUAAUAGUCUUAAUUUUGACAAUGUGGAUGGAGGAGUAUGGAAACAAGGAUGGCGGAUUGAUGUAGAUGAAAAGGAAUGGAACAAACAUAAUAAAUUAAAGGUGUUUGUUGUUCCACAUUCCCACAACGAUCCAGGUUGGAUCAAAACAUUAGAGGAGUACUAUGUAACUCAAACAAAACAUAUCUUGGAUAAUAUGUUGACUAAGUUGCCCGAGGAUCCUAGAAGAAAAUUUAUUUGGGCUGAAAUAUCCUAUUUUUCGAUGUGGUGGGACGAGUUAAAUGAAGAUAGCCGGGAGAUUGUAAAAAGCUUGCUGAUGAAAAAUCAAUUAGAAAUAGUAACAGGUGGUUGGGUAAUGAAUGACGAAGCUAACUCACAUUGGCAGUCGAUUGUGACGCAACUCAUGGAUGGUCAUCAGUGGUUAAGACAGAAUUUGAAUUAUACUCCAGUCAGUCAUUGGGCUAUCGACCCAUUUGGAUUGAGUUUAACCCAGCCUUAUUUACUUAAAGAGAUGGGACUUAAAAACAUGUUGAUACAAAGAGUGCAUUAUUCCAUCAAAAAAGAGUUUGCAAGUAAAAAACAUUUGGAGUUUAGGUGGCGACAACUUUGGGAUAGCACCGGCAGUACAGAAAUUUUAACACAUAUGAUGCCUUUUUAUUCUUAUGACAUUCCCCACACGUGUGGACCAGACCCGAAAAUUUGUUGCCAGUUUGACUUUAAACGACUGCCAAAUCAUGGCCUUUAUUGUCCUUGGAGAAUAGCACCUCAAGUCAUUACAGAGAGGAAUAUUGCAGAAAGAGCAGAGCUUCUAUUGGAUCAGUAUAGAAAGAAAUCGAAGCUUUUUAAGACUAAUGUAGUCCUUGCUCCUUUAGGAGACGACUUCAGAUAUGAUCAUCCAACGGAAUGGGACGUGCAGUUCGAAAAUUAUCAAAAAUUAUUUGAGUACAUGAACGGAAAUGCUAAAUUAAAUGUCCAGGCUCAGUUCGGAACGUUGACAGACUAUUUUAAUGAACUCCGAAAACAAAAAUAUAAAGAUUUUCCUACUUUUUCUGGCGAUUUUUUCACUUAUGCGGAUCGUGAUGAUCAUUAUUGGAGCGGCUAUUAUACUUCUAGGCCGUUCUAUAAAAGAAUGGACAGAAUGGUACUAUCAUAUGUAAAGGCAGCUCAAACUAUUCAUACAUUAGCAUACUUAAGCGGUAAACCAGGAGCAUCUUGGAUUGUUGAUGCAAAGCUUGGUUUAGAAAAUAUGAUAACUUCAGCUCGAAAUGCUCUUUCUUUAUUUCAACAUCAUGAUGGAAUUACAGGAACUGCCAAGAAUCAUGUUGUUAUUGAUUAUGCAAAGAAAAUGAAAUCGGCAAUACGAUCAUGCCAAGACGUAAUUCAAUUAUGUACUCACAUUCUAUUAAAUGGGUAUGACGCUGAAGUACCGAAGAAAGAGUUUCCUCGGUAUAACAUUGACGAUUUUACUCCUUCCCAGGAAGAACAUCACCAAAUUAUUAUUGGCUUUCCAGAAUUGCGACAGAAAAAGAUGGUUAUAUACAAUACAUUAACCUUUACUAGGCGUGAAGUCGUAACUUUUCAUAUAUCUACACCUUUUAUUGAACUACUUGAUUUUGAAGGAAAGAAGGUGAUGUGCCAAGUUUCUCCUAUAUUUGAGUAUGGACCAUCAAUGUCACAAACCAAGUAUCAAUUGUCAUUCAUUGCUGAGGUACCAGCCUUAAGUCUUAUUGGAUAUACUGUAAAUGCUGUAUUACAAGAAGACGUUCCAAAGGAAACAGUUCUUUCAAAAGUUACAAUAUUAAACCACUAUGGUGAUGUAAAAGCUCCCAAUGGUUUCCUCCCAGAAAUAUCAUCCAGAUCUAGAGAAUUUACUCUACAAAAUAAAAGAGUAACUGCCUCUUUCAGUGAGUUAGGUUUACUAAAAGCAUUAAAACUUGGAAAGAAAACCGUACCUGUACAUUUAGAUUUUGCAAAGUAUGGUGUUGGUGUUAGACUUAAUUCUGAAAGAAGUGGAGCAUACUUGUUUUUACCGGACGGCGAUGCUGUUCCUUUGGAAAUAGAAAAUGUGGUUGUAAAUAUAAUCGAAGGUCCUUUAUUUUCGUCUGUUCUGGUUCAACUGCCUUAUAUUCAACAUUCUGCUGUUAUAUAUAACACACAAGGGGCUGACGGUUUGGGAAUAGAACUUCAUAACUUAGUAGAUAUCACGAAAACGAAUAAUUUCGAAAUAGUGAUGCGGCUGUCAACAAAUAUUAAUAAUACAGACGAGUUUUUCACCGAUGAUAAUGGUUUACAGAUUUUAAAACGAAGACGAUUUAAGAAACUUCCACUGCAAGCUAAUUAUUAUCCAAUACCAACAAUGGCCUACAUUGAAGAUGAAUAUACUAGACUCACAGUCACUACCAGCACCCCAUUAGGUUGUAGCUCUUUAUCACCUGGUCAGAUUGAAGUUAUGUUAGACCGUAGAUUAAAUCAAGAUGACAAUUUAGGAUUAGGUCAAGGAGUAAUGGAUAAUGCUCCUACUAGGCAUAUUUUUAGACUACUUCUAGAACAAAAAAAUAGUAACUGCCAAACAACUGCAAAAACGCAUCCAGCCGGUUUUCCAACUUUGACAGCAUACAUGGCAUCGCAAUCUUUGUUAAACCCAAUGAUUAGGCUUCUUCAAGCGAAUGAUGACGAUACAGUAUCAAAAAGUUAUUACGUUCCUAUGGAAGACUUCGGUGUAGAUUAUGCUAUGCCUUUACUUAAGUCUAAUGUAACAACACCCAGAGGCAAUUCAGAUAUUGGAAUAGUGUUACAUAGACAAUUCUUGGAUCUUUGUUUUGGUGACAGAGAGUUAUUAGAACAAUUUCCUUUGAGUGAUGGACGGGUUUCUAUUGAUGGACUCGUUCCCGCAGGCAGACUAAAGAAUAUAUCGCAAGCAUCUCUAUCAUUCCUACAGCUAAAUCGUGAUGUAAAAGUAGAAAAUCCAAUUAAUAUAUGUCCGAUGGAAAUGAAAGCGUUUGUUGUGUGAAAUGAAUGAUUGUGUGUUUGAUUAGUCAAUUUUUUUAUUGUUGCAAUAUAUUAUUGAGAUU
This is a messenger RNA of Diabrotica balteata, 3633 nucleotides long. The record is from the annotation of a GenBank genome assembly. Lineage: Eukaryota; Metazoa; Arthropoda; Insecta; Coleoptera; Chrysomelidae.